This is a messenger RNA of Cyclopterus lumpus (lumpfish), 4801 nucleotides long. RefSeq names its product chromobox homolog 6b (gene cbx6b). Bases 355 to 2004 code for a protein of 549 amino acids. The record is from RefSeq and is a predicted model, not a curated record. Lineage: Eukaryota; Metazoa; Chordata; Actinopteri; Perciformes; Cyclopteridae. The transcript is spliced from 5 exons.
GGAUUCUGAAUACAGAGCAGAGGGCAUGCGCGCUGAACAGGGGGAGGAGGUCUAUCACAGACUGUUUCUGAUGUUUGUGUUGACUCAAUUAUGGUGCAGAACUCUCAUUUUCUAGUCGCCUGUUCUUGAGAAAAGGAGGAAAAGUGAGGAGUUGUUUUUCUCUCUCUCUCUCUCUCUCUCUCUCACUCUCUCCAACAUUUACAGACUAUGAAUUGACGAUGUUGUUGUUUUGGAGUUUUUAGUUUCUUACAGGGGCAGUUAUUAUUUAUUAGCAUUAUUAUUAGAUUUUUUUUCUAACAAUCGAUCGCCCCCGCCGCCACCCUGAAGUUCAUUGUUAUUAUCUUGGCCGCCGGGAUGGUGGCCUUCAUGGGAGCGGUAAUCUGCAUCAUCGCAGCCGUCCACACCGGUUCCUCCAGGGCUGCCGCGGCACAACAGCAACCGGCUACCGACAACCACUCGCUGUAUCCGGACGCGCGGGCGCACAGCCCCGCUGCAGCGGGCUCGGUGGCCCGGGCCGCAUCUUUGGGCGCUCUCCAUGGUUCUGAAACCCCUGAUUCAGAAGCACCGACCUUCAACAUCGGGCUCAACGGGAUGGACGGGGUCACCGGACUCACGGGUCACGACCCAACGGUCAGUCGACUCAUUUGCACGCCGAUCCCCGCCGGAGAGUGCAACCCGAAAAACUUUCAGCAACAAGCGGAGGACCCGUCGCUGUACGCGGGGGAAGACUGGGGCUUCCUCCGCACCACCGCGGAAGAGCUCCGGCAGACCGUUCUGCAGCAAAAGGACCAAAUCUUGACGGACCAGCGGACCAUCAGGGAUCUGACGGGGAAACUAUCCGAGUGCGAGAAGGGGCUGGACGGCGGGGGCAGCCGCGCGGACAGACGCGGGAGCGCCGCGGGGCUGUGGGGGGGCAAAAGCACGGCGGAGGAGACGCACCUGGAGCGGAUCAUGGUGCGGGACAGCCCGGGUUCGACGACCGACGGCGUACACUUGCUCACCGUUCGGGCUGUAGAUGAGCUGGAGCAGGCUAUCACUCAGCUCAAAGACCGCAUAGAGAAACUGGAGUCAGACAUCGGCCCAUUUCCUCACAACCAGACAGACAGCAGCACCUCAGGGGCGCCAGAGGUAGGCGCUGUGUCGGGCGGCCCUGAAAGGUUGGCGGACCCCGGGCACAGAGCCGGUGCCGACAGGCCCUGGAGGAUGGAAGACUUGGAGGGGGAGCUGGAGAAGAAGGUGGAGCUGCUGGAGAAAGAGAGAAAAACCCUGAGGCUGGAAACGGAGAAGCACAGGCAGGAAAUCGACCAGGGCAUCAAUAAACUUCACCACCGACUCUCAGGGCUGGAGGGAGGCGUUUCAGGGCAUUCCUUCCCAGAGGGCUACAGGCUGUCCUUCCCAACUCGGACCAACUACAUGUACGCUGUUGUGAAGCACUCCGUCCCGGCUCUGCGGGCCUUCACCGCCUGCCUGUGGCUGCGGCCCGCGGAGGGAGGGAUCGGGACGCCUCUGUCUUACGCUGUUUCCGAGCAGCCCAACGAACUGGUGCUGCUGCAAGGCCUGCACACCCCCACCGAGCUGCUCAUCAACGGCAAGGUGGCACAGUUGCCACUCAACCUCUCCAGAGGCAGCUGGCAGCACAUCUGCGUAAGCUGGAGCCAGAAGGGAGGAGCCUGGCAGGCUUACCAGGGGGGAAAGCUGCGGGGCGAGGGCCACGCGCUGGCGGCCGGACAUCACAUCCGACCUGGAGGAGCGCUCAUUCUAGGGCAGGAGCAGGAUUCCCUGGGUGGAGGGUUUGACUCAUCCCAGGCCCUGGUUGGGGAGUUGUCCCAGGUUGGUCUUUGGGACCGGGUCCUGUCGGCCAACCAGGUGGCCAGCUUGGCCCGCUGUGGCCGAGUAACCCAGGGCAGUGUGGCCCCCUGGAGCGAGAACGGAGUUGAGGUUUACGGUGGAGCAACCAAGGACCCCGGAGAGCCUUGUAGUAAACACAACAGGAGUUCUCAAUGACCGAUGGGGGAAAGGGAAGUGACGGAAAGAAGGGUGGGGUAAAGUUGUAGCCCUUUCAAGAAGGUAGGAUUCUGCCGAUUUAUUAGCACUGGUACAGGAUCUUUUUUUUUUUUUUAAACAUCUCUAUGUGGCAUGGAAUGACAAGUUUGUAAAAAAAAAAGGAAAAUUAAUGGUAUGCAUAUAUAUAUGACGUGAGUACUCGAGGGUUUGCAGUCACUUUACCACACUUCUAAUCAACGCCAUCAUGGAGGCCCUGUAGAAAUUUGUACAAUACAAGAUGAGAUUCCUCAUAAAUAUAGCUGAUUAAAUUUGUAACCCGAUUCAGGCCACACUAAACUAUUUUGUCUUUGGGCCAAGCAAAUGUAAUCAACUAAUGUACAUAUUAACUACGUGAAUACGAGUAAGCCAUUGAACCUUCUGCUGGUUAUUAAUUUGUGAGCGAACGCUUAAGCAUAUGUCAGCUGACCAAAAGUAGUAUCAUUAGCUAUCUAACAAACAGUUUUUAACCUUUUUAAAAGGAAUUGUUAAGCAUUUUGGAAAAUAUAUCCAUUCGCUUUUUGCUCAUUUCUGUACAGUAAAUCAGCAGCGAGUUUACUUAGCUGGGCAUGAAGACUAAAAAUGUAAGCGUGGCUCCGUCCAAAGGUAACGAGAUCUACCUAUUUAUUUUAUUUUUUAUAUAUAUUUUAUUUUACUGGGACAAUGCACACCAAUCAACAGUAAAACUGUAAGUGAGCCAGAGAGGCUAAUUUUCAUCUGAUGUCCCUAGCCAGAUUUGUUUGAAGGUGGCCAGAAGUUACAAAAUGUCCAAUAACAUAAUGCAACUAAAAUUCACAGACAGUGACGUUUGGAAAAAAACAAUUCACAUAUAAGCAAAAGAGAGGUGUACCUACAGUAUGAGCACAUAUAUAUCACUGAGGCACAUAACAUACAGCAACACUGAACAAGAAAAAUGCACAUAAACACCAAACAAGCAUGACAGACGGCACAUUAAUGCUUCACAUCCGAUUGGCAAAAAGCCGCUCCUUAAGGCAAUGUUUGAAUGUUUUGUACGUGUUCUUUUCUACCAGCUCACCAAUUAACAUGUUAUAUCCUGUUUGAGCACAAAUAUUUCUUUAAAUUAGUCAUUUUGAGACUUUUUGUAAAAAUAUGUUAAUUUGUGAGCUUUAGGCGAAAUAUGUUUCGUUUGGACAAAGCUAUGCUGUCUUUUUGCCCGGCCCUCCUGGCGUGCAUAGCUAUAUGUGAGCUUUUUACCAAAUGCUCAAGAAAAGACUCUCAAGAACGCAAACAAGUGUAUCUCCCGAAAUUUUGAACUGAAAUCUUGUAUCGGAUAAGAGGAGCUGUAAAAAAAACGUGCAAACAUGACCACUAUCUAUUCAUUCUUUUGAGAGGGCCCAGGCUUUGGAGAACUUCAACGAGUCGCUUGUGGUUGACCUCCAUUAUGGCUGCCAGACGUUGUGUAAAACCUCUGAAAUCCCUCCGUGAGUGCAGCGGGGUCGGGGUAGAGCUAAUUAAGAGCUGUGACAGCUUUGGAGUUGGGAGUCAAGGUAAGGUGAUGAAAAGUGUUGGAGAAAGUGGUGUGAAUAUUAAGUAGUAGAUGGCACCAAGGGUAGAUGAUGAAAGAGAAGGGAAAGGAGUAGGAGGGGGAUGGAUUGGGCACUUUUAAGGAGUGAUGCCACAUUGUUUUCACCUCUGCAUGAUGUAUUCACAUACCUGUAAUGUCUUGCCACUGCACAGUGCCUCCUGCAUCAUGGCUGGUAAGUGGCUGUUUAUGCGUUUGUCUAUAAAGGCCCUAAGCGUCUCCAAAUAAGUUAUUGAACAAAUCUAAAACAAGUCUUAUUCACGAAUGAAUUCAACACCGCUAGCAGAAUGUUACUCUUUUUUUUUUUUAAGGGCGCUGCAUAUAUAUAUUUCUGAAAAGCCUUUACCCCAUUUAUGUAAUUAUGUGCACUCUUUAUGUUCUUUGAAAACAUGUUAAAUCGAGAUUACGAUACAGCGACCAACGUGGAGAAUAUAUUCACCCCAAUUUUAUACAUGCAGCCACUCAAUAAUGCGGUUCGACGAAUGAACAACCUGCAACCUCCAACUCUUCCAACCUUCCGACAUUCCAUGCAUGAGUUGUACUGUAUGUUUGUUACACGCCAAGGUGCAUCCUGUAUGUUUCUGAAAAUCCAUUCACUGUUGUGUUGAGACAUAACGUUAAAUACAGAUUGUCCAUUUCACCAUUUCUAAAAUAACUGGCUCUCCCCAGCACACACAAAAAAAAUAUCCUUCGUGGAAAGUGCCUGUCCGGGUGUUUGAACCCAUGUAAACAAAUCAUUUAAUUUAACGUCCUGAUGGAAAAUUCCCACUGCGAGAUAUUCUGAACUAAUUAAGCAUCAGUGAUUCUGUGAACUCCCUGGUGGAUUUUUAAGAUUUAGACGGUUUGAUGAAACAUUUGAAAACACAGGACUUCUUUGCAGUGCCGCCAAACUGAUGCUAAAUCAGGUCAAAAUCCUCUUGCUGUGCCUAAUAGUGUCUUUGAUGAUGUCUGUUAUUACAAAUAUUAUGCCUGUUGUCGGUUCAGCUUGUUUCAGAGCAUUUUUUGUCUUUUUGAUAGUUGUGUGGCAUUAUUCUCUUUACAGUUAUUGGAAUUCAAGACUUUUGGCAGUGUUUUCUUACAUCAGCUUUUUAUUUUUUUUCACUGUAUGCAUAUGUGUCUAGUUUGUAUAAAUACUGUAUGUCCACGUCUUGUAUGGUGUUGUAUUGUUCUGCAUAUUUGCUGUGUACAAAACUCUUUAAUAAAGUCCUUUUCAGAUCU